AUGGAGAGAAUCUGGCUUCACGGACAGCCCUAUCAUCUUAUCCAGUCAGGCCAGAUUUUGCCUCUGCUUAGCCAGUGUCUUUUUAACUAUGAGUUCCUGCUGCAUAAAAUCUGGGGUUUGUCUCUCUGCCAUGUGGAAGAGGACUUGAAAGCUGCUGUAAUUCCAGAAAAAGAGUUGCCAGAUGUUUCCGUGUUGGCCCAGGCUCUCAGUCUCUCACAGUCGGUGCUGCUAAAGGAUCCAUGCCAACUGGCAUCUCAGUUGCUUGGCCGUCUGCUUCACAUCGUUGCGCAGGACAAGCCUGUGGCUCCAGGUGACCCUCGGCAUUUCUCUUAUUUGCAUGAUUUGGUGGCACAGUGCCAGUUCUCCUCUGUGCCAGUCCUGGUUCCCUCUUACAGCUGCCUCCUGACCCCUGGAGGACUCACACACACACUUCUCGCAGGUCAUACGAGUCCUGUAAAAGCAUUGGCUCUUGGUCGGCAUUAUGCAGUGUCCUGUUCUAUCGAUGGAAUGCUUAACCUCUGGAAGUUGGGUGAAACUGUAACCCUUGCCAGAACCCUACCCAGGACAGGGGAAUCUUCAGACUUCUCUGCAGACACACUCUCUCUCUGUCUGGAUGAUGAAGUGUUAGUGUUAAGGAGGGGUCACAGCUUUCAGGUCCAAGAGGUGCAUUCUGAAAAGGUGCUUUAUACGGAAAACGAGUUACUGGAUGUUCCUGUCAUCACGUCCACAUGUGAUGGACGACUGCUGGUCGUCUUUUAUGAUGGUAGUCACACCGUCAAAGUGUUUGACUUAUCAGCAUCGUGCUUGCUGGUGCACUGUGUGAACAUCACUCCCGGUUGUGAUCCAAUUCACAAAGACAACUCCAUCCUGGUGUCUCAAAACUCUGUUAAAGACCAUGUUCUUUUUGCAUAUAGAAGUGGAAGUGAAGCUGCAGUUUUCAGCGCUGGAGCAGGAUCUGUAUUAGUGACACUAAAAGCACAGCAUCAGGCUGCCUCCAUACAGGCUGUGGAAAUGAGCUCUCAGUACUAUCUGCUCUUCUGCAGGUAUCCCUAUAAGAGACACGGUGAUCUAAUACAUAUCGAGCUCUUCAGCACUGCAUCAUUCCAGUACCUGCGCUCUAUUCUGGGCUGCAGUCAGGACAACAUUUCUCAGAUUACCAUUAAUAAAGGUGGUACCCAUGUGGUGGCCUUUUGCCCCUCGGUUUAUAGUCUCAGCACAGAGAUUGUCACCUGGAAUCUGGAGACAGAAGAUCAUAAACACAUGGCACAAUUCCCAGGCCUUCUGACUGCAGGUAUAUGUUCUGAUCUACGGUUCUGUAUGGGGUUCUGUAUGGGAGAAAGGUAUCUGCGACUUUGGAAUCUGGCUUCUAGAAUCAAUGAUCAGACUCUUACUUACAACACCCACAGGGUACCAAAUGAUGGCACUGAGAAAAUUAUACCAAUGGACAAAUACCCAAGCUAUGUAGUGUGCCACAGCAUACACCCUGGUACAGUGCGGGUGUGGAACACAAGGAGAGUGAGGUCCAGAGCUCAGCCUGUACGGGUUGAACAUGGUUUAUUUACCAGUUCUGAUGUCGCUUUGGCCCAAGAUCUCAGACUCUACAUACUAACGGAUCGUGGCACUACCACUUUUACUGAUACUCCCACACCAGUUUACCAGACCUUGUUGGUGUACAAUCUUCUAACAAGAAGCUAUAUUAAAAAGCUGUCUGGUCUGUUCAUUGUACCAUGCCCUCAACGGGACUAUCGGCUUCUGAAGGGGGAGCUACUGCUGGGCCUGUCAGAGACUCGUGAUCAUCUGAUAAUAUGGGAUCUGGACUCAGGUUACAUUAAAGGACGUAUUAAAACAAACCAUGGAGAGCCUUUGUUGUCCAGCUCCAGAGCUGAAGUCAGUCUGACUCAGUGGACUGGGGUGAAAACAGCAUUGGUCAUGCCUUGGGAUAUACGUACAGAGAGCCAUACUGCCAGGAAAAGAAGGCAGGAAUGUGAGCUUCAGAGGGAGAUUGAAGAGCAACAAUAUUUAGAGAAAGAGAAGUACAACUCCAUUGACCAGUACCUCCUCAGUGGUGAUGAAAAGGUGGUGGUAUGUUCCUACUUCGCCCACCAUCUAAAUGUCUUUAGUGUAGUUUCCCAGAAGCACUUGCACACACUUGAAGAUCGCUUGUCACUUCUGGGACUCCGCAUUGCAGCACUCACCCACUCAGGAAGGCAUCUGAUCAUCUCAAACUAUAGUGAGGCUCAGAAAUCCCCUUAUCUAUCUCUCUGGGAUAUACACAAAGGCAGGGUGCAAAAAAGACUGAAAAACGAGCAUGGAAUUUGUUGUGUUGCUAUAACAGAUGAUGCCAGCAGAAUUGCCUUUGGCAUUGUGAAGAGUAAAAAAUUAAAGGUGUGGGAACCCUUCAGAAGAAAGCACAAAACCAUUCAGGGAUAUGGAGGCCUAAAGCUGAGCGUAUCCAGUCAGCUUUACAUAAUUAAUGGAGGUGGGAAAGCCAUUCUGCUAGCAGGUGAGGCGAGCGUGUGGGAUCUGGACUCUGGGACAGUGUUGUCCGUCUUUACUCCUGAUUCCAAAAUUCAGUGUCUAUCUGUAGUCGAUGAUGAAAACUGCAGUUUUCUUCUUGGUUUUAGUGACACUGCAAGCCUCAUAAGCAUGACCCUGAGCAAAAAGGGGGGCGCCAAAAUAGCUAAAACUGCUCAGCAGGACCACCUUUUCGGAGAGUCAAGUAGCAGUGAGGAAGACGAGGAUAUAGAGACUAAUAGAGUUGGCUAAGAUCGUUGGGUGUUCGUGAAAAACAUGAAAUAGCCCACCCUGUGAGUUGCACUGUACAGUUUAUCAUGAUAUUAGAGGAAGUAACGGCAAUGGAAAAAAACCUUAGUCUUUGUCAACAGUAGGAGACCUCAACAGGUCACAAGGUCCUGAAGUCAUAAUGAAACUACAGCAAUCAGCAACCAAACCAAUCUCUACUGAGUAAUAUAUAAUAUAUAAUAAAAUUUAGCAUGGUCUAUA
Trichomycterus rosablanca is the source of this 3003-nucleotide messenger RNA. RefSeq lists its product as uncharacterized. The record is from RefSeq and is a predicted model, not a curated record. Lineage: Eukaryota; Metazoa; Chordata; Actinopteri; Siluriformes; Trichomycteridae. The transcript has 17 exons. Bases 1 to 2766 code for a protein of 921 amino acids. Gene Ontology annotation, molecular function: protein binding.